Staurois parvus is the source of this 633-nucleotide messenger RNA. The record is from the annotation of a GenBank genome assembly. Lineage: Eukaryota; Metazoa; Chordata; Amphibia; Anura; Ranidae.
AUGGAGCUGCUGGGAGUGCUGACUGUACUGCUGCUGAGCUGUGCCUGGCCAGGACGGGCCGACAUACACACCGUCUACUGGAACAGCACCAACAAGAGCUUCCUGUGGGACGAUUAUUCGGUAGAAGUCAGACUCAACGACUACCUGGACAUCGUGUGCCCCCACUAUGAGGAAGAGAACGUCCCGGGGAGAACAGUGGAACGCUACACCCUAUUCCUGGUGGAUUAUGAGGAGUACACAACCUGCAAACCGCUUUCCAAGAACCAGGUCCGCUGGGAGUGCAUCAAGCCCUUCGCCCCGCAUGGGCCUGAGAAGUUCCGUGAAAAGUUCCAGAAGUUUACCGCCUUUAGCCUUGGGAAAGAGUUCAAGGAGGGAAACAGCUACUAUUAUAUAUCCAAACCCUUCCACCAUCACGGAGAGUCCUGCCUCAAGCUGAAGGUCCACGUGGCCGGCAAAGCCACUCAAGAGCCGCUCACCAACGUCCACACCCCGCGAUCCGGAGUCCUCUCGGAUGGGCCAGCAGACGACCCUCCCGGAGUCAUGAAGAGCGUCGCUCAGAAUUCGACCAGCAGACCCGCCUCGCUCCUCAUCUUUGGACUCCUCCUCCCCUUAGUCCUGGUGCUUGGACUGUGA